UUUGCGAGGGUGUUGGAACGUAUCUUGUUCUUAGGUGACCCGGACUCGUGCAAAACACUUUGGCCCAUAUCUCAUCGAUGCAAUUAACGGUUGAUACUGAUCAAGCAAUCAGAAGAUGCAAAUGAAAUGGGAAAGUUCGUGUGGGACGACGCAACAUCGUAUCAACCCCUCUUCUGUUCUUCCUUCCCUCGUUUAGUUUUCUUCUAAAACCCAAAAACCCGAGGUCCAGAACCAGCAACCAGGCGGGAAGAAAGUUCAAAGGUUGAUUGAUUGUGUGUUCUUCCUGCUCCAAGUCCUUCAUUCAUUCGCCAACCAUCAAAGAUGUUGAAGCUUUCGCACUUCAUGCGGUCGAGGACUACUUUGUCGGAGAGACUAUUCUUUGGGAAAGUGGGUAAUACUAAAGAUGCUUUAUGGUUGCAUGGUUCUAUAUCUCGAGCUGGCAUUUCAACUGCUGGAAAAGAUGUUGCUGCCGAUGGAAGUUACUCAAGAAGAGUAUUUGCAAGCUUUACCUUUUACAAGGGCAAAGCUUCUCUUUCUAUGACGCCUAGGCUCCCUGAGUUUAGCAAAAUGGUGUCUGGGGCUCUUAAAAUUGAGCGGAUGGGUGUCAUAUUGUUGGAGUUUUGCCCUGCUAUAGGCCCACGAAAAUAUGAUUAUGAAAAGAAGCAGAUGUUUGCUUUGUCUGCAACGGAGGUUGGGUCUUUGAUAAGCCUAGGUGCAAAAGACUCCUGUGAAUUCUUUCAUGAUCCUUCAAUGAAAAAAAGCAAUGAAGGUCAAGUCAGGAAGACGAUGACAAUUACACCAAUGUCAGAGAGUGGUGGCUACUUCUUUGCUUUGAGUGUUGUAAAUUCCAUCCUGAAAACCAAUGAGCGUUUUUCUGUCCCUGUUACAAAUGCUGAAUUUGCAGUGAUGCGCACAUCUUUCAGUUUCAUGCUGCCCUAUCUCAUGGGCUGGGAUCAGUAUAUGCGUCAGCUGCCUACAAGCACUGUAGAGCAUAAACCAGAGGGGGUGCUGCGAAACUUGGAUUUAGAAUGGGAUAAAUGAUAUGAUGCAAGACAUAGUAAUACAAGCUCUAUAAAAGGGAGUUUGUACAAGUUUUUAAUUUAUUUGUAUCAAAGGACUUGCUCUGAAGCACGGGCUUUUGGAAGUCUUCAUUUCUGUCAUUGUGUUCCUUGUGUGAUCGAGGUUGAUUUUAGGCCUAUAAAAAUGCUUCUGCUCAUAGUAGCCAAAUGUCCUCUGCUUACACUUGAUUCUAUAACCACGAGCCCCUUCGGCAUUUUGGCAUGAAACGGUAUUACAUUUGAUUCA
Nelumbo nucifera (sacred lotus) is the source of this 1305-nucleotide messenger RNA. RefSeq names its product WHIRLY 2 (gene ATWHY2). Gene Ontology annotation, molecular function: single-stranded DNA binding. Lineage: Eukaryota; Viridiplantae; Streptophyta; Magnoliopsida; Proteales; Nelumbonaceae. The record is from RefSeq and is a predicted model, not a curated record. Gene Ontology annotation, biological process: defense response; regulation of DNA-templated transcription.